AUGGCGCCAACCAGCACACUGUCCUUCAAGGGCACCAACCCCGCGCCCAACUACCUAGUAUCCAUGAACAGCAUCCAACAACUUCUAAACGCUAAAUCCUCCUUUGCCGACCCGUCCCUCAGCAGCGCCGCCCCGAAACCGUCUUCCUCAAAUAUCCAAACCCCUAGCAAGUCCACCCCACUCGACCCCGGCGCGCAGGCGCAAACGCGGGCCCGCGCUCGAGCCGACGAAGAAAAGGACCUGGAGCAGUACGCCGGGCUGGACGCCAACAUGGGACUAGGUAUGGUGACGGGGAAGACGAGCGCGCAGGCGAUUAAGGAUAGGGAUACUAAGAUCUUGCGGGGGAGGCUGCUGGGAAAGGGGCGCAAGGUGGGCGAUGGGGAGAGCGGGAAGAGGAGGAGGGAGGAGAGUAGUGAUGAGGACGAGGGACGGAGUGGGAUUGUGAGGGGGAAGACGGGGGCGAAGAGAAGGGUGAUUAUUCAGGCCGAGGACGGGGGACACCGCGAGGGACCCCGAGACGAGCCCGCGGCCGAGCCUGAGGCGGACAAGGCGGCGGCGGCGGAUGUCGUGAUGGAGGAAGCGCCAGAAGCUGACAAGCAGCCGAAUACGGACAUAGAUGCGAAUGGGGAUGGAAGCACACAGGAAGACGCGCAGGAGGUGGAGACGAGGUCCAAGGAUGGCGAAGCCACCCGACCUGACGAGGACGCGAAAGCCAAGAAGAAGCGCAAGAAGAAGAACAAAAAGAAGAAGUCGAAGACUGCGGUGGUGGAGGCCGAAUGA
Molecule: messenger RNA, 780 nt
Organism: Pseudomassariella vexata
Lineage: Eukaryota; Fungi; Ascomycota; Sordariomycetes; Amphisphaeriales; Pseudomassariaceae
Exons: 1
Coding region: 1-780 (259 amino acids)
Source: RefSeq, a predicted model, not a curated record